Messenger RNA from Ornithodoros turicata, 1852 nucleotides. RefSeq names its product acid sphingomyelinase-like phosphodiesterase 3b. Gene Ontology annotation, molecular function: phosphoric diester hydrolase activity. The record is from RefSeq and is a predicted model, not a curated record. Lineage: Eukaryota; Metazoa; Arthropoda; Arachnida; Ixodida; Argasidae. The transcript is spliced from 6 exons. The coding region runs from base 47 to 1459 and encodes 470 amino acids.
UAUCACCGACAUCCAUUUCGAUCCUGCUUACUCAACUUCGAAUGAAAUGCGCCACCACCGUGUCCAUGGCCAUGGUACUGUUGGCCACUAUGGGGACUUCCACUGUGACUCUCCUGAGGCACUCAUCCGUUCUGCUUUGGAAGCCAUGGCCAAAGUAAAGCCUAACCCAGACUUUGUUCUCUGGACAGGGGAUAAUUCUGCACAUUCAGAAGACUCAACACUGCCUCAGGUCUAUUCCGAUAACCGUUUUGUGAGCAUCUUGCUGUCGAGGCACACAUUCAACAAGACAGUUAUAGUACCUGCUUUAGGCAACCACGAGUGCGUCCCGCCCAAUGUGAUGCCUCCUUCAAACUCUAGUUUCUACAGAGGUUUUCUCACACGAGGUGGAUAUGCGAAGCUUUUAGUGGGAGCCUCGACGGACACAUUUGAAAAGGGAGGCUACUAUAGCAGGCAACUUAAUAAGCACCUCCGAAUCUUGGUAUUGAACAACGUGUUAUGGUAUGCCGCAAACCAGAAGACUUGUAAUAUGCAUGAUCCAUCCGAUCAAAUGCAUUGGCUUCAAAAACAACUUGAAGAUGCACGUUCCUCGCAGCAAAAGGUUUUCAUCACUGGUCAUAUUGCUCCUGGUUUCAAUAAUCGAGCCAAUCCAGGACAGGUGGCAUUCCAGUUGUACCACAAAGAGCACAGUAUGAAGUUCAACAGCCUCAUGUCAGAGUAUGCUGAUAUUGUGGCUGGUCAGUUCUAUGGUCACCAGCACUCACAUGCCUUUGUGCUCAUCUCCAGUGGCUCAGGAUCAGUAUCAACAGCUGCUCACCUGUCGGGAUCUGUGACACCCUGGGGCAGCAUUCAUGCUAGGGCAGUCAACAUCUCCAUUCCUGUGAAUCCAUCGGUUAGGUUGUACAAAUAUGAUCGUUCAACUGGAAACUUGCUGGACUAUACUGUGUACUUCAUGAAUCUCACACAGGCAAAUGCUGAUUAUGAUCAGGCCAGGACCUCCAACGAAGCCGCCCAGCCAAACAUGCUAUGGCAGCCCUUAUACACAUUCACAACUGCUUACAACGUACCAGAUGCCUCUACAGCAUCUGUGCUUGCACUGUAUGCCAAGAUGGUUGCUGGAGAAGACGUCAUUGCACAAUAUGUGCGGUACACCACUUCCCUCAAGGACUUUGGGCCAUGCGAUGACUUCUGCAUCCGUGUCCACCUUUGCGCCAUUGGCCACACUGACACCAUGGAUUACCAGACUUGUAUGAACAGUGAUGUGACACGUGCUAAGGCACGGAAGCAAAUGUUCCACUUAGCAUCCAGCCCCCAAAAUGACACCAGUGACCGUAGCACGACAAUGCGUGAUGUAGCCAUUGGACUGUCUGUCUCAGCACUCAUUGUCGUCUGGAUCAUUUUGGCAGUGAGAGCAAAGCGUGCCAGCAUGAUGACUGGACCUCGGUAUGCGCAUUUCACAUGACAGGCAUACAAAAGGCAUAUAUUCAUCUGCACGGUACCCUACUGUGCGUUUUUAGGGAAAAGGGUGUGGGUGGGACAUCAUAGAUAGCAUUUCUAAAAUUGCACUUUGCUUUGCAGCAAGUUUUGCAGUGACUUGAUUGUGUGGGCAUUAUUUAGUUGAUAGGUUUCUCCUUGCAGGUGAUGACUUGUUCAAGUGUCUUAUUUAUAAUACCAUGCUAGUGCUUUUUAAGGUAAAUUUUUGCCGUCUGCAACACAGAAGCCAUAAACCAUACCGAUAAUGGGCGUCAGAAUGGGAAAUUGGCUAAUUGCAACUAAGAUGUGUACAUAACACUACAUACUUGUGCUGGCCUUAAUGUCAUCAGUUAUUCGAAAUAUAUCAAUAAACAUAGUUGCA